Budorcas taxicolor (takin) is the source of this 1125-nucleotide messenger RNA. It is a transcript of the gene RNF229, whose product is annotated as RING finger protein 225. Gene Ontology annotation, cellular component: endoplasmic reticulum membrane. Lineage: Eukaryota; Metazoa; Chordata; Mammalia; Artiodactyla; Bovidae. The record is from RefSeq and is a predicted model, not a curated record. The transcript is spliced from 2 exons. The coding region runs from base 1 to 1125 and encodes 374 amino acids. Gene Ontology annotation, biological process: protein K63-linked ubiquitination; proteasome-mediated ubiquitin-dependent protein catabolic process; protein autoubiquitination. Gene Ontology annotation, molecular function: ubiquitin protein ligase activity.
AUGGAACAGCCCCCUCCACUGGGCACGGGCACCGUGGCUCAGCCCACACUCCGGUGCAAUCCAGCUGGCCGUCCCUGGCUGACACAGGGACUGCCUUGCCCACGGCUGGGCUUGGGCAGAUCCUGUCGGAGACGGCACACUGGGCCCAGGAGCCGGCAGGGGCACGGGGACCCAAGUGAAGUUUCCUCGAGUGGGGCCCGGAGCCAGAAGGAGGCGGCGGUUGCUGCAAGGUCAGUGCCAGAGCCUGCCCCGGCUGUGGAGGACCACGCUGACCUUCAAGGCCCCAGCCACCCCUCUGCCACCCUGGGGUCCCCACCCACCCAUCCCGGGCCCUGCCCUGGAGGCACCGCCCCUGAACUGUGCCCUGGGGUCCCUGCUGGUGGCCCUGCUGGCCGCAGCUCUGGGUUCACCAGUCGGCCUCUGGGCCCCGAGCACGUGGACCCACUGCACCAAGUGCUGGUAGAGGAUGGGCCGGGCAGCGGGGCCCUUGGGGAGCCCGAGGGUGCCAGGACGCCGGACAGUGAGCCCCUGCUGGGGGCCGCGGCCCCGCCCUGGUCCAGCCGCACGGAGAACGAGGAGGUGCAGCAGGAGGCGGAGGAGUGCCCCGUCUGCACAGAGCCCUACGGGCCGGGGCAGCAGCGCCGGGCCCUGCUGAACUGCGGCCAUGGCCUCUGCACCGGCUGUCUGCACCGGCUGCUGGGUGCCGCCCCCGGCGACCUGGGCCACGCACGCUGCCCGCUGUGUCGCCAGAAAACCCCCGUGCUUGAGUGGGAGAUCUGCCGGCUGCAGGAGGAGCUGCUGCGGGCGGACAGGGCCCCGCGCCCCGCGCCCCCCACCCCGCCCCUGCCUGCCCGCCGCGGCCGCGGGCCCUGGGCCUCCCUGGAGCACCGCUACCAGCUGCGCUUCCUGCCGGAGGCCCUGGGCGGCCGAGGCUGCCUGCCCUUCCUGCCCUGCCCGCCCUGCCUGGGUGCCUGGCUCUGGGCCCUGCGGGGACACGGGCCCUGCGCCCGCCGCCUGGCACUGCUGAGCCUGCUGGCACUCGAGCUGCUCGGCCUGCUGCUCGUCUUCGCCCCGCUCAUGCUGCUGGGGCUGCUCUUCGUGCUGCUGGGCGGCUCCCGCCGCUGA